UCUCCCACUCCAGCACCACUGUGUCCUGUCCUCUCUCUCUUUCUCUGCUUUCUCAAAUUCUCAGCAUCAUUCGUUUAUUUUUUUUUUUCUUUCUUUCUUUCUCUCAUCAGUUUCUAUUCUUCUUUUAUUCUUUCUUCUUCCAUUAAAUUAAAGUUUUUUAGCCUUUAAAAAUUAAAUUCUUGGAUGUUUUUUGUUUCUCUGCGUUUCACAAAUUCAAACAAACCCAUCUUCUUCUUCUUCUUUCUCUUAAGAUUAUGAAUCUUUAUAUUGAUUGAUUGGCUAGCUUCUCUUCGAUUAUACAGGAUCUGAAGUAAAGCUAGGGUUUGAUUUAUUUAUUUUGACAAUUUGUAAAUCGGAUUACUUUUUUUGAUGGGCAAUCUUUAAAGAAGAGAGAUUUUGCCUGUUUCUGGAAGUUACUUAAAUAUUCAGAUGAAUUGAAUCUUUGACCAUGAUCAGAUCAACCAAUCUGAUUCGUAACUCAUUUUUAUCUCCAAUUAAUAGACAAAAAGAUCAUAGAAUCUUCAUCAAAUAUGUAAACUCUAUCCUCUAGGAUUUAUCUCUUUAGACUUGGUUGACUAUUUAGGGAGUACCAACUCAAAUCCCUAGCGUUACCAACUCAACUCCUAUUGGCUACUCAGAACCAUAGUUUCCUCAAAACAUCUCACUUUCUCAACUUUGUCUCUAGUUGGAUUGUUAUAUGUAUUGCUUAGGACAGCUUUGUCUCGGCUCUUCAUAGCUUUCAGGUCAUUAGUUUCAUUUAUCUGCAGGUUUCUUACUGAAAGUUGAAUACUUUACACUAUUUAUUUACACAUAAACUAAAGAAGAUGUUGGGAGGAAACAAUGAGAACCCUGUGCCGCAGGUUCUAAUAAACGAUAGCCAGUUUCAGUACCAGACUAACACAUCGUUGAAUCAGCUUCACUUGCUCGGGACGAUGAGAGCUGGUUGUACUAUUGAUCCUGUUAACUAUUUUGCUAAUGAUAACCUUGCUCCGAUGAUUCGGCAUAUUAGCAAACGUGGAAGGGAAACCGAAUUCAACGAUAAUAAUAUCCAGAGACAGCAGAAGCUGCAGAUCUCCUUGAACCAUAACUACAACAACAAUAGUAUUAUUGUUCAAGAUGAAGUCCCAAAGCAGAACUUAGUGUCAACUGGUCUGAGACUAUCGUACGACGACGAUGAGCUAAACUCUUCUGUAACUUCGGCUAAUGGAAGCAUCACAAAUCCAGUCUUUCAGUCACUUGGUGACAAUAUCAGAGUGGACCUCGAUAGACAGAAAGACGAGCUUGAUCAGUUUAUUAAAUUCCAGGCAGAUCAAAUGGUUAAAGGUGUGAGAGAUAUAAAACAGAGACAUGUAAAGUCAUUUGUCACAGCCUUAGAAAAGGAUGUGAGCAAGAAGCUUCAAGAGAAACACCAGGAGAUUGAAAGCAUAAACAAGAAAAACCGGGAACUCGUGGAUAAGAUAAAACAAGUGGCAGUGGAAGCUCAGAACUGGCAUUACAAAGCAAAGUACAAUGAAUCUAUGGUUAAUGCCUUAAAGGUAAAUUUGCAAGAAGUGAUGUCACAUGGAAACGACAACAAUGCAGUAAGAGUAAUAGCUGAUCAUCAUCAAAUGAAAGAAGGGUUUGGGGAUAGUGAAAUUGAUGACGAGGCAGCCUCAUACAACUACUUGAACAUCCCGGGGAUGCCAAGUGCUGGGAUGAGAUGCAAAUCUUGUAACAUAAAAGAGAUUUCGGUCUUGCUCGUGCCGUGUAGACACUUGAGUUUGUGUAAAGACUGUGAUGUGUUUACUGGUGUUUGUCCUGUUUGCCAGUCUUUGAAAACAUCAAGCGUUCAGGUCUUCUUCUCCUGAGUUGUCCUAAUACUCUUGGAAAGUUGAUGAUGGAGAAACAUGGACAUAUUUUGUAUAUGAUGAUGAUAUUGAUGAUGAUGAGCUCAACAUGAAAAAUUUGCUUGAGGAUCUUUA
This is a messenger RNA of Camelina sativa (false flax), 1961 nucleotides long. RefSeq names its product putative BOI-related E3 ubiquitin-protein ligase 3. Gene Ontology annotation, molecular function: ubiquitin-protein transferase activity. Lineage: Eukaryota; Viridiplantae; Streptophyta; Magnoliopsida; Brassicales; Brassicaceae. The record is from RefSeq and is a predicted model, not a curated record.